Phytophthora sojae is the source of this 474-nucleotide messenger RNA. RefSeq lists its product as hypothetical. The record is from RefSeq and is a predicted model, not a curated record. The annotation marks the transcript as partial. Gene Ontology annotation, molecular function: cysteine-type peptidase activity. The transcript has a single exon. NCBI's taxonomy places the organism in Eukaryota, Oomycota, Peronosporomycetes, Peronosporales, Peronosporaceae. Gene Ontology annotation, biological process: proteolysis.
UUCCAAGACUUGCUGGUAUUUAGUGGGAAUCAGUGGCUUAACGAAGUAUGCUUCCGGCUUUUAGCUCACACUAUGUUCAGCGACGACCCAGAUACGAGAUUUGUUGACGCCGAGUUCUUACAUCGCGCGAUGUAUCAUCAAACCCCAGGGCCCGAGCUUGCAAGAAACCGCUUAUUUGCCGAAGCGUUCGGCAGCGGAGCAAGAUACAUCAUACUCCCUGUCAAUUUCGACAAUGAUCACUGGUGUUUGCUACUCGUGGACAAAGCAAGGAACAUUGUCAAUAUGUUCGACCCGCUGCAAGAACACUCUAACUACUCUAAACUCCAGUAUGUCUGCGAUCGAUAUUUGGCAAUCGUACUACGAGAAGAAUUCAGUGUCCAAAGAAUGACCGCUCUUCGCCAAUUCGACGGACACAACUGUGGCUUGCUCGUCACGCGAGUCUUUGACUGCCGAAGUAUCACAAAGCCAUCUUGA